Messenger RNA from Fonsecaea erecta, 1983 nucleotides. RefSeq lists its product as hypothetical. Bases 1 to 1983 code for a protein of 660 amino acids. The transcript has a single exon. Lineage: Eukaryota; Fungi; Ascomycota; Eurotiomycetes; Chaetothyriales; Herpotrichiellaceae. The record is from RefSeq and is a predicted model, not a curated record.
AUGGCUGGAAUUCCGACCCAUUCUACCGCUGGUAGGAAACCUUACAAUGGACCAACCUACACACAUCAGCACCCCCAACUGGGCGCCUUGACAGGGCGUCUGAUCAAGUCGCCGAAUUUCCAGGGGCAAUCCACCGUCCAGUUCCGCUCGAUUCCAUAUGCCCAGGUCCCCAAACGCUUCGCGCCGUGCGUCCCCCUCCAAAGCAUCCCAGACCAGUUUGACGCACGGCCACACCGGGAUUUCACACAGUUCGGGAGCGCGUGCCCGCAGGUCGGUGCGACUAAGCCGACCUGGUUCGCAGCGUACGGGGGACCACUCGAAGAUGACUUAGGACUGGAGUUUGACGAGUUCACCUGCUUGACCCUCAGCGUCUCCGUGCCCGAAUCCUAUCUUUCGGGAAAUAUCCCCAAGCCGAUCCCGGUGAUGAUAUAUGUCCACGGCGGCGGUGCGCAGGAAGGGAUCGGGCACGUCGACGGGCUCCACUCCAACGCUCCUUUGACUGCUUACUCGUCGGAGGUGUCCUUGCCCAUCGUCACGGUCAACAUCGGCUACCGCCUCAACUGGCUCGGUAGCCUUGUCUGCCAGGACAUGAUCGAGGAAUACACCGCCGAUUCUUCACCCUCGCCCCAUGGCCCUUUUAACCUGACGAUCCAAGAUCAGCGAGCGGCAUUCGCCUGGAUCCAGACAUUCAUCGGGGGGUUUGGCGGCGACGUGGAAAAUGUGACGGCGUUUGGCGAAUCGGCCGGCAGCAUCUUUCUGAUCUACCACAUCUGCGGCAGCCCGGACAGGCUCUUCAAUCGCGCCAUCCUGCAAUCGGGCGUCAUCUUCGGCCACACCUCGCUGGACGAUAAAGAUGCCGAAUACCGGGCUUUGUUGAACCACUUUGAGAUCCAAGGCUCCAGUGCGUCGGAGAGACUAGAGAAGCUCCGACAAGUCCCGGCCGAGGCGCUGGCCCAAUAUCCCGGGUACCAUGUGAUGCCGUUCAUCGAUGACAUCCCGGGUGUGAGCGUGCCCAAGCCACUGUUCUCGCGAGGUAGACCGACCUUCAUGAAGCAGACGUCCCUCAUUUCCUCAUGUCCGUGGCUGGAAGACAUCAUCAUUGGGGAUGACUUCUGGGAAGGCUAUGUCUUCCGAGAUCUUCUUCGCUCAGCCUCAGCGACGGGUGUCGUGGCUGGCGUACUUUCAAUCUUCCCAGAGAAAGCGGCGGCCCGAUUGCUUUGCGCGUACGGCUUGCCUGCGACACCAGAGCUUGCGUCCGUGACGGACAAGAACUUGUUCUGGAGGAACUUGACCGAGCUCAUCGGCGACAUGCUCUUCUCUGUUCCAAUCCACCGUCUUGCCUCACGUCUGGCUCGUCAGAACACCACCGCCACUUCCAACAACAAUAACGGCGAUACUUCCGCCCGGAAGGUCUACCGCUACUGUUUCGGCCUCUCCAACCCCUUUCUGGGAUCCGACCACAGCUUCGUCACCGGCCACCACUUCGUGGAGAUCCUUUUCGUCUUUCUCACCCUCCUCGAUCGGUACCCAACGUAUCGGGGCAGAUGGCUCGAACGACAGGCCAGAGAGACGGCGAGGAAAUGGAUUCUGUUCGCUUACGGCCAGUCCCCGUGGGAUGAGUACGUGGUCGGUGAAGAUGGCGACACCAACGAGGCCAAGAUCGCCGUGUGCGACGACAUCCGGGGAUGGCACGUGAAGACGAUGUCGCAGGACGAAGAGGAGAGUAAGUCCGACCCGUGGGGCCCCAGAAGAUACGUGGGCUGGGGCGCGUGGGAGAAGGCGUACCAGGCGCUAAAGAAGCCCGGGAUGAGCACGCAGGCUUGGGCGCAGUCUAUCCACAUCGCCAGGCUGAGGGUUCUCGGAGGUCUCAGGGCUCGCGAAGGAGAGGCUGAAUCCGGGAGUGGGACUGAAAAAGCCAACGCCGGACAGGAGUCUGAAAAGGAGCUCAUGGAGGCACAAGAGAAAUUAGGCAGUGCGGUUUGA